Molecule: messenger RNA, 912 nt
Organism: Striga asiatica
Lineage: Eukaryota; Viridiplantae; Streptophyta; Magnoliopsida; Lamiales; Orobanchaceae
Source: the annotation of a GenBank genome assembly
AUGAGCGUGAUUGAUCUACUUACUCGCGUGGACGCGAUCUGCAAGAAGUACGACAAGUAUGACAUCGCGCUGAAGGACUCCAAUGUCGCCGGCGACGAUGCCUUCGCCCGCCUCUACACAUCCGUCGAGUCCGACAUCGAAUCCCUCCUUCAGAAAGCGGAGACGGCUUCGAAUGAGAAGAGUAGGGCGUCGGCUGUAGCGAUCAAUGCCGAGAUUCGGAGGACUAAGGCCAAAUUGCUUGAAGAGGUCCCCAAAUUGCAGAGAUUAGCCGUUAAGAAGGUCAAAGGACUUUCUACAGAAGAACUUGCUACUCGCAAUGACCUUGUUCUUGCAUUGCCUGAUCGGAUUCAGGCCAUACCUGAUGGCUCUGCACCUGCACCCAAAUCAUCUUCGAGUUGGGGAACUUCAGCUCCUCGAUCGGAGAUCAAAUUUGAUUCAGAUGGGCGCUUUGAUGAUGAAUACUUUCAGCAAACUGAAGAGUCGAGCAAAUUCAGGCAAGAGUAUGAAAUGCGGAAAAUGAAACAGGCAUGUGAUGACCAAGGAUUAGAUGUCAUAGCAGAGGGUUUGGAUACUUUGAAGAACAUGGCUCAUGACAUGAAUGAGGAAUUGGACAGACAAGUUCCUCUUAUGGAUGAGAUCGAUACUAAGGUGGACAAGGCAACUUCUGAUCUUAAGAAUACCAAUGUUAGAUUGAAGGACACAGUUAAUCAGUGUGCUCAGGAGAUGAAAUGUGUGUUUUGUGAGAUCAUGUGCUUAUUAGUGCAAUCACACAGUAUAUUUAAGUUGAGGACCAUCUGUAACACAAGUUUGUCAUGGAUUAUGCUUAAUUACCAUUCAUUAUUUGGCAACUGGGAGUUCAGAAUGUGGACAAAGGAUGAAUGUUUGAUCUUUCUUGGAGUAUAUUGCUUGUGA